Molecule: messenger RNA, 1287 nt
Organism: Colletotrichum chrysophilum
Lineage: Eukaryota; Fungi; Ascomycota; Sordariomycetes; Glomerellales; Glomerellaceae
Exons: 1
Coding region: 1-1287 (428 amino acids)
Source: RefSeq, a predicted model, not a curated record
AUGGCGCGCAGUAACACUCUUGCUUUCGUCGUUGCCUGCCUGCUGGGCGCGCCUCAGCUUGCCAGCUCCCACACCUGGGUUGAGCAGCUCAACCGCGUCGCUGCCAAUGGCACUCUUGUCGGCCCUGCUGGCUUUUCCAACGGCUGGCACGGUCGUGAUGCCUCCUUCAACGACGAGGCCUUCACCAACCGCAUCCCCAACGAGGGCUUCAACCUUUGCAAGCAGAACCUUCAGGGCACCCAGAACGCUCAGUUCCCUCACCUGACCGCUGCUCCCGGCGACUAUGUUUCCCUCCGCUACCAGGAGAACGGUCACGUCACCAAGCCUGAGAACCCCCCCAACAAGCCUCUGAACCGCGGUACUGUCUUCGUCUAUGGCACCACUAACCCCCGAGCCAACGACACCCUCUUCGACGUUCAUCGCCAGUGGACUGCUGAUGGCAAGGGUGGUGAUGCCCGUGGCAAGCUCUUGGCUACCCGCAACUACGACGAUGGCCAGUGCUACCAGGUCAACGGCGAGUCCAUCUCCACCGACCGCCAGUCGAAGUUCCCCCACGCAGCUGCCCAGCCCAUGGGAGCCGAUAUCUGGUGCCAGUCGGCUGUCCAGCUCCCUGAGGAUGUUGCCCAGAACUCCGAGUACACUCUCUACUGGGUCUGGUCCUGGCCUACUCUGAAGGCCUCUGCCGUCGCCAACUCCAAGAAUGGCCAGUUCGCCGACUUCCCCUCCGGCUUCAAGGGCGACAAGCGUGCCGUCACCUCUGAUGAUGUCACGACCGCUGAGAUCUACUCCAGCUGCUCCACCAUCAAGGUCCAGGGAGAGGCCCUCGUCAAGAGCGCCAACGCUGCCUCUGCCUCUACCUCCAACAAGCAGCAAGCUAACGCGCUGGCCGCCUUCAACUUCCCUGAGAAGCCCAACUACAACGCCAUCGCCGUCAAGGACCAGAUCCAGAACCAGUUCCAGGUUGACGUCAAGGGCGACGAUACCCCCAGCAACUCGACCAUUCCCGGUAACGGCUCUGAGAAGGUUGUCUCUUCCUCUGCCCCGACCACUCCCACGCCCACUGGCGACAAGGUCCGCACCGUCACCGUCACGGCCGCUCCUGUGACUCUGUACUCGAUGCUCACCGUCACCAUCGCUCCUCAGGCGACCCCGACUCCUUCGCAGAACCCUGCCAACCCUGCCAAGUUCGUCGACGGCGCUGCUCCCGCUUCGGUCAGCCCUACUCCCUUCCUGAAGGGUCGCCACGUCCGCGGCAAGGACUCCUGGAACUUCAACCCUCGCAUCUAA